This is a messenger RNA of Colletotrichum orchidophilum, 1149 nucleotides long. RefSeq names its product cyclin ccl1. The transcript has 3 exons. Gene Ontology annotation, biological process: regulation of transcription by RNA polymerase II; regulation of cyclin-dependent protein serine/threonine kinase activity. Gene Ontology annotation, cellular component: transcription factor TFIIK complex; nucleus. Lineage: Eukaryota; Fungi; Ascomycota; Sordariomycetes; Glomerellales; Glomerellaceae. Bases 1 to 1149 code for a protein of 382 amino acids. Gene Ontology annotation, molecular function: cyclin-dependent protein serine/threonine kinase regulator activity. The record is from RefSeq and is a predicted model, not a curated record.
AUGGCAACCGAAGAUGCGCGAUACCGACUUUCAACGCAGUAUCGACUGUGGUCCUUUUCUCCGGCCAAGCUAGCGGAACUGCGAGAACAGACAAACUCUCUGGCAAAAACAAACAUCACUAGUCGCCUUGUGGAAACGAAACGCGUGGACCUCGAUGCGGCCGAUUCGAUGCCCGAGUUCUUGACGCCUCCCGAGGAGACUCAGUUGCUCAAGUUCUUUACCGUCGAAUUGAUUCGCGCAGCCGACUUCUGUGGUCUCCCAACAGAGGUCAGAGCGACUGCGACCGUCUUCCUCCGCCGAUUCUAUGUCACCAACUCCAUCAUGACAUACCCUCCUCAGGACAUUCUCAAGACCUGUUUAUUCUUCGGAAGCAAGGCUGAGGGAUUGUAUACCCGUCUAGCCAAGCUGGCCGACAAGUUCCCCAACACAACCGAGGAGGAGAUUCUAGCAGGGGAGUUUCUGCUUUGUCAAGGAGUUCGAUUCGCCUUCGACGUCAGGCAUCCGUUCCGCGCAUUGGAAGGAGCGAUCCUGGAACUUCGGCGCCAUGCCGACCUUGAGCGAAGUCGAAUCGACGCCGCCCAUUUCCGUGCCCGAGCGUUCCUCAAGUUCAGUUCUCUCGUGACAGACGCCUACUUGCACUACACACCGAGCCAGAUCAUGCUUGCCGCACUUUCUUUGGCUGACCGAGGGCUGGCCGAGAAACUCGUUCAGAGUGCCUUUACUCCUGCUCAAAAUGGCAUAGGGAACGAAGGCGCCAAGGACCUCGCCCGACACGACAUACGUGACAAGGUGAUGGGAACAAUCGAGGCGUGCAGGGAGCUGCUGGCGACCGAGCCGCCCGAGAGGUUGGACGACUACUGGGGAACUGUUGAGGCCACGAAGGUAAUCAAACCUCUGAUACGAAAGCUGAAGAAGUGCAGAGAUCCCGAUCGCGCAGAUCUAGUGGCUCUGCAAAAGGCUCGACGAGAGUUGGCUUCGCAGAAGGAGACGCGCAGACCCAAAGCUGAGGCUGACGGGUCCGUGUUCGGCGGAAACGGCGGAGUGCUCGGUGGGGCGCUCGGCGGAGCGCUCGGCGGAAACGAGGCGCGGGAUGCCAAGCGACGAAAGGUCACGGAAGGCGACGAUGUCUUUGGUCCAGCUUUGGGUUAA